AUGGCAUCCGAUAGCGAUAGCAGCUCAAGCAGGUCGACCUCGCCCGAGCCUACGACUAAGCAAGAAAAGAACAUGAAGAAACUCUCGAAGGCACAGGAAUCAAGCUCAGAUGAGACCUCGAGCUCGUCGGGCUCAGACUCUGACAGCGACUCGGACAGCUCCAGUGAAAUGAAGCCUACAACCUCGGGCGAGAAGGUCUCAAUCUCCGGUCCUCAGCCCUACAAGCCCCCCGCGGGCUUCAAGUCAGCAAAGAAGCAAGCCCCGCCAUCCUCCAAAACUUCCUCCCUUCUCUCCAACCUCAAUGGCAAACAAAUCAUCCACCUCACAGCCCCUGCCUCUCUCCCAUUGUCCAAAGUCAAAGAGGUGACCAUGUCCAAGGUGAUGCAGGGCGAGCCGAUCCUCAGCCACGACGGCAUGAACUACGGUAUCCCCACCGAAUCUUUCUCAGAGGCCGGCCUCCCCAACAAGUCGCUUCUCGUUUUUGACGAGAAGUCACAAACAUACCGCACCGCAGCCGCUAGCAUCCCCAGUUUCCACGUCCAGGAAUUGAUCGAUCUCCCAAGCUCGGAAAAAACAGACGCCGCAGUGGCAGCACUGCGCGAGGUAGUCAAGCCCGCCAGGCCUCAACCAAAGCACCUGAAGAUGCGAUUCCGACCUGUCGGAACUGCCGCUGCUGGCCCAGAGACCUUCGGCUCCAGCUCGGAAUCCGAAGCUGAAGUGCCUUCGUUCAAGGUGCCCAAGGGAGAGGAGCGCAAGCGGAAGCAUGAUCACACUGAGGCUGAUGCUGAUGCUCCUCAAGCGGCGGCUGUGCCUCGCAAGAAGUCAAAGAAGCGCUCGCAAGAGAAUGGCGAUGAAGAGACAAGGCCUAAGAAGUCUAAAAAGUCCUCCAAGGACAAGGAGGAGAAGAAGCGGAAAAAGUCCGAGAAGGCAUGA
Molecule: messenger RNA, 933 nt
Organism: Penicillium arizonense
Lineage: Eukaryota; Fungi; Ascomycota; Eurotiomycetes; Eurotiales; Aspergillaceae
Product: DNA-directed RNA polymerase I subunit RPA34
Exons: 2
Coding region: 1-933 (310 amino acids)
Biological process (GO): transcription by RNA polymerase I
Source: RefSeq, a predicted model, not a curated record